GGCAGUAGGCUGUAGCCCAUAGAAAGCUUUAUCACCGUCCGAGAAUGGGAGGGCUGAAGGCGGAGAAACAAAUCCUGAAAACGUGGGAAGGUGUGCGUGGGGUGCUUGAAGGUUCCGUGGGUGGUAGUGGUAUUGAUUUUUCAUGACUAUUCAUCAUGAUAACUCCAGCAUUUGAACUGAGUCAAGAUCCAGAUUUUCUUACAAUAACUAUCAAAGUACCUUAUGCACGAGUUUCAGAACUUGAGGUCUAUUUUGAAGGGAAAUUGUUCCGGUUUUAUGCAAAACCUUACUUUCUCAGAUUAACACUUCCUGGAAGAGUUGUGGAAGAUGGAAGAGAGAAAGCAUCAUAUCAUGAUUCAGGGAUAUUUACAAUCCACCUUCCCAAAGAGAUUCCUGGAGAGACGUUUGAUGGCCUAGAUAUGUUGACAGCUCUCUUAGCACCAAAGAAAUCCAGAUCAGCUAAACCUUUAGUGGAAGAGAUGGGUGCUCCAGAUGAGGAGAACAUGGAGGCGGAGGAGGAGGAGGAGGAAGAAUUUGACUGGGAAAUAGAACAGACUCUUCAAGAAGAAAGCACGGAGGGUCCCUUGUGCCCCUCUGGUGCCUAUGGAUUUGGAAAUCAGAAAUCAGAAGUUUUUAGACGUCUUCAGGAUGAACUUAAUGAAGUUGUUGAUAUUAAAAAUCCAGAUAUUACCCCUGUAGCUGAACGCAGAGAAAAACGACUUGCAGCAGAAGCUGCUAAAUUUGAUCCUGAUCAUUACCUGGCCGAUUUCUUUGAAGAUGAAGCUAUUCACCGUCUGUUGAAGUACAAGCCCUGGUGGGUUAACACCUACAAGUUGAUGAUGAACUCUCAAGGAAGCCGUUCUUGGAGUAAGUGCAAUCAAUCUGCACUUGUUUCCUUUACAGAAGAUGAGAAAGAACAGUUAAGAAAAUUCACUAACAGAACAUUCCUGCUUGAUAAAAGAACCAGUCAACAAGUCUAUCUGAGCUUAGCUGAUAUACUUCUAGCAUACUGCUAUGAAGUCUGUGUCACUGAAGGAGAACAUAACGUUGAGUCACCAUGGAACAUACGGAAGUUGAGCUCAACUUUAUGCUGGUUGGAAAGUUUUACUAACAUUUCGGAAGUUCUUGUAUCCUUUGGAAGAAGAGUUCUGUGCUACCCACUUUGCAGACACUUCAGUUUAGUGAUGCGAGCCUUGAAUGACACUGUGAUGAUACUACAGUUAGGUAAAAGUGCCAUUUUGAAGUGUCUGCUAGAUAUUCACAAGAUUUUUCGGGAGAAUGAUCCUGCAUAUAUUCUUAAUGACCUUUACAUCACAGAUUACUGCAUUUGGAUUCAAAAAGCUAAGUCAAAGAAGUUGGUGGCCCUUGCCGAAUGCGUGCAGAAAGCAGAGCUUAGUAAGGGGAAAUUAGGUUUCGAGUUAGAUGAGCUGGAAACAGCCGCACUCCUGGUACAAGAGGAAGAGAACGAGUUAAAAGCUGUUGACGCAGGCAAUACUAAGCAGCAGCUGCUGCCUCCCUCCCGAGAAGCAGUGAGCGAGUCCGAGGACUCAAGCAGCACUUCAUCAUAUCAGACAGGAGACUCUGAUUCGGAUGAACAAGAGUCCUCAGCCAGCGAAGAUGGGGAAAUAAAUCCUUUACAACGCACACUCCAAGGGGAGAGGACAGCCCCACUUACUGACGAUAAUGGAUUAAGGCAAGACCCAGGCGCUUUGACAUUGGAGGGUAGUAAUGAAAAAUCAAAGGCUUCUCUACGGUCUACAUCUGUUUCUGGAAAACUGAUAGAGGAAUUAGAAAAGCAAAUGCAGACGGCAGUAAGGCUGACGGAGCAGCCGAAAGCUCCAUCUUCUUUAAGAGGUGAUGGCCAGGACCGCAGCAGCACUUCGCAAGAGGUGGAAGCCGGCUGCGCAGCUCAGCCUCGAGGACUUUCUUUCACCGGACCAUAAUUAAAAGGAACAUUUCUUGGAGGUGACUCUGAAGUUUGGGGGGAUUGCAGUUGAAGCUUCUCAGACAAUAAUUAGGGAGAAUUAGUUAAUAUAUGGAAGCAAAAUAAGUAUUUUUUAAAUGUGAGUGUCCCUCAUCAAAACCCUUCAUGAGAGAUGGGGACAAAAUCGUACUAAAUAUAGAAUAGUAAUCCAGCCUAAUUAAGUUCUGAUGCCUAGCCAUAAGAAUUUUCUGUAAGAUCUUCUGUAAUCUUACAUUACAUUAGUUUAAUUGCCUUAGAAAAAUAUAAUCAGAGAUGGAAGAAGGUUUCUAAAAAGAAGUAUGUUUACAUAACUUUGUAUUUUAAAAUUAAUUUGGUUAGCAGCUUUUGAAAUAUUAUUCAGUAUUAAUAUCUUGUUUAUUUGCUUUUAAAUAUUUUGUGGUGCCUGUGCCUGAGUAGAACAAGCAGAAAACCUUGUAGAUUCCAAGUACUUGCAAGGAAUAGCUCUGACUUUCAAGCAGAUUUGUACAUGUAGCAUAUUCAUUACCCGUGCAGACUGAUGGUACCAAUAUUUCCCAGUACUGAAUUCUGUGGAAUUUACUGGGACUUAACUGGUAGGCAGUGAUAGAGAAGGAAUUGGUUAGUUAAUACGUCACUAUGAACCUUCCUAAUUUUUCAAUUCUUUAAACAAUACACAAAAUUGGAAUCCUGCUGUCCCUCAAUAUUUAUCUUUAUGCAAGUUAUGCAAUGCAAUUUUCCUAUCAAAAAUUUGAAUAUAAAUGCAUAAAUUAGGUUGGGGUGCUUGUGUCUGUGUGCUUAGAUAUAUCAUAAUGUCUGUAUGAUAUAUAUUGGAAAACGUCAUUGUGAUCAUGGACCGGCACAGAGGAAAUCAAUAUGUGAAUAUCCAAAGCUGAAUCAACAAUAUCAGAAGAGUUAGAAGAAAUACAUAUAAAGAAUUUUGACUAAAAAAAGUAUUUAAACCAGCUAACAUACUUGUUUUAGCUACACAUGUGUGACAAAAGAGAAAAGAGAUUGGUAUAUAUUCACUUCAGACAUAUAGUCAAAUUCCACAUUACAUUGUAUC
Candoia aspera is the source of this 3005-nucleotide messenger RNA. RefSeq names its product SHQ1, H/ACA ribonucleoprotein assembly factor (gene SHQ1). Bases 156 to 1943 code for a protein of 595 amino acids. Gene Ontology annotation, biological process: box H/ACA snoRNP assembly. The record is from RefSeq and is a predicted model, not a curated record. Gene Ontology annotation, cellular component: nucleoplasm; cytoplasm. The transcript has 12 exons. NCBI's taxonomy places the organism in Eukaryota, Metazoa, Chordata, Lepidosauria, Squamata, Candoiidae.